AUGGCCUGCCUCACGGCGUACUCUGCAGAACUGACGUCACUUAUGAAGUCUGGUCAUUACCCAGAACGCCAUUCGCCCGCAGUGGAGGUUGCCAUCACGAUAGCUUUCAUUACGCUGACGACACUUACCCAUUGCUUCGGGGUCAAGGUUUAUGGAACAAUCGAGAGAGUCGUCGCCGCCUUCAAACUUUGCUUGUUUAUCCUGGUCUGUAUCCUGAUGCUUGUCAUCAAUGUCGGCGCCGCUGGAGAACGCACUGGGUCGUACCGCAAGAAUUACACGACCAUGGCUUUCACGCCCGGCUUUAAACCAACAGGUUUCAAUAACACUUCGAACCAUCUCGUCUACAGCAAAGGCGUCACGGACACGCAGUUCGGUAUUCCAGGCUCUGGCGGGCGAUUCUUCGGCUUCCUAACAUCCGUCACGUUAGCAAUGUUCUCCUGCUUCGGGGGGGAAGCCAUAGCGAUGACGGCAGGCGAGGCGAAGGAGGCUUUCAGAGAUGUCCCGGUAGUGAUGUCGUUUGUUUACAUUGUCCCACUUUCGUUGUAUCCUCUUACUCUUAUGUCUGCUGCAGCAAACGUUAAUUACGCCGAUCCCAGCCUCCCUGUCACGUGGACCCCAGGAAGCGGAUCUGGAGGACUAUCGCCAUUCGUGGUCGCCGUUCAGGCAUCUGCAAUUGCCGGUGUUUUCAAGGCAUUGCACCUGUUCUUCAUCAUUUCGGCAUAUACAGCUGCGUAA
Messenger RNA from Didymosphaeria variabile, 735 nucleotides. RefSeq lists its product as uncharacterized. Gene Ontology annotation, biological process: amino acid transmembrane transport. The record is from RefSeq and is a predicted model, not a curated record. Gene Ontology annotation, cellular component: membrane. Gene Ontology annotation, molecular function: amino acid transmembrane transporter activity. The transcript has a single exon. Bases 1 to 735 code for a protein of 244 amino acids. NCBI's taxonomy places the organism in Eukaryota, Fungi, Ascomycota, Dothideomycetes, Pleosporales, Didymosphaeriaceae.